Chelmon rostratus (copperband butterflyfish) is the source of this 2877-nucleotide messenger RNA. It is a transcript of the gene mmp9, whose product is annotated as matrix metallopeptidase 9. Gene Ontology annotation, biological process: proteolysis; collagen catabolic process; extracellular matrix organization. Gene Ontology annotation, molecular function: zinc ion binding; metalloendopeptidase activity. The coding region runs from base 197 to 2272 and encodes 691 amino acids. The transcript has 13 exons. NCBI's taxonomy places the organism in Eukaryota, Metazoa, Chordata, Actinopteri, Chaetodontiformes, Chaetodontidae. The record is from RefSeq and is a predicted model, not a curated record. Gene Ontology annotation, cellular component: extracellular matrix.
AACCAAGAGCACAAGGCAGAGACGACAACAAGAACCACCAGUCAAAACAAAGAGGGCAGCCAACACUGACGGAGAAACACUGUUGAUCUUCAGCAGAGAAGCCUUUUCAUCUUUUUGUCACGCCGAGCACUUGUUCAUUGCAAGGCUCUCUAUUUUUUUUUGUCACUUCUUGCAGCAGUCUCCAGAAGAUCUCAUCAUGAGAUACUGCACUUUAGCCUUGUGUUUAGUUUUGGGGAUAAGCCUGCAGGACGGAUGGAGCCUUCCCCUCAAGUCCGUCUUUGUCACCUUCCCAGGAGACGUCAUCAAAAACAUGACUGAUACGGAGCUGGCAGAAAGUUACCUGAAGAGGUUUGGCUACAUAGACACACUGCACCGCAGUGGCUUCCAGUCUAUGGUAUCCACCUCCAAGGCUUUGAAGAGGAUGCAGAGGCAGAUGGGGCUGGAGGAGACCGGAGAGCUGGACAAGUCGACCCUGGAGGCCAUGAAACAGCCUCGCUGCGGGGUUCCCGAUGUGGCCAACUACAAAACAUUUGACGGAGACCUCAAAUGGGACCAUAACGAUGUCACUUACAGGAUCCUUAACUAUUCUCCAGACAUGGAGAUCUCUCUGAUUGAUGACGCCUUUGCCAGAGCCUUCAAGGUGUGGAGUGACGUGACCCCUCUGACUUUUACCCGCCUCUUUGAUGGCACAGCUGACAUCAUGAUAUCGUUUGGAAAAGCCAACCACGGAGACCCGUACCCCUUUGAUGGUAAGGAUGGCCUCCUGGCCCAUGCUUAUCCCCCUGGCGAGGGUAUGCAGGGAGAUGCCCACUUUGAUGAUGAUGAGUACUGGACUUUGGGAGCAGGACCAGCUGUGAAGACUAGCUAUGGGAAUGCAGAUGGUGCCAUGUGCCACUUCCCCUUCACUUUUGAGGGCAAAACCUACACCACCUGUACCACUGAUGGCCGUUCGGACAACCUGCCAUGGUGCGCCACCACAGCUGACUACAGCAGAGACAAGAAAUACGGCUUCUGCCCAAGUGAACUUCUCUACACAUUUGGAGGAAACGCAGACGGAGCUCAGUGUGUCUUCCCCUUCAUCUUUCUGGGGGAAGAAUAUGACAGCUGUACCACAGAGGGCCGCAGCGACGGCUACCGCUGGUGUGCCACCACAGACAACUUUGACAAGGACAAGAAAUAUGGAUUCUGCCCCAGUCGUGACACCACUACAAUCGGUGGAAAUUCUGAGGGAGAGCCCUGCCACUUCCCCUUUGUGUUCCUGGGUAAAGAGUACAACUCCUGCACUAGUGAGGGACGAGGCGAUGGCAAGUUGUGGUGCGGAACUACUGACAGCUAUGAUGAAGACAAGAAAUGGGGAUUCUGUCCUGACCAGGGUUACAGUCUGUUCCUGGUAGCAGCCCAUGAGUUUGGACACGCCCUUGGCCUGGAUCACUCCAGCAUAAGAGAGGCUCUCAUGUACCCCAUGUACAGCUAUGUGGAAGACUUCUCCCUGCAUGAAGACGACAUUGAAGGCAUUCAAUAUCUCUAUGGAAGCAAAACGGGCCCUAAUCCCACACCCCCUCAGCCCGACACGCCCACCACUGACGCCUACCCAGACCCUGAUGACACAGACGCUACAGAAGAACCCGAACCCACUGAACCCACCACCACCACCACCACACGACCUGUGGAUCCAACCAAAGACGCCUGCAAGAUCACCAAAUUUGACACCAUCACUGUGAUUGAGGGAGAACUACAUUUCUUCAAGGACGGAAAUUACUGGAAGAUGUCCAGCAGGAGCGAUGCAGAGCCCAAGGGACCGUUUGCUCUUUCUGAGAAGUGGCCAGCUCUGCCAGCUGUCAUUGACUCUGCCUUUGAGGACCUUCUGACCAGGAAAUUGUACUUCUUCUCAGGGACCAGAUUCUGGGUGUACACAGGGCAGAGUGUUCUGGGUCCCCGCAGCAUAGAGAAGCUCGGCCUCCCCAGCAGCGUUCAGAAGGUGGAGGGAGCCCUGCAGAGGGGAAAAGGCAAGGUGCUGCUCUUCAGUGGGGAGAACUUCUGGAGGCUUGAUGUGAAGGCCCAGAAAAUCGAUAGAGGAUACCCCAGAUACACAGAUGCCGUCUUUGGUGGUGUGCCCAAUGAUGCUCAUGAUGUAUUCCAGUACAAAGGUCACUUCUACUUCUGCCGGGACCGCUUCUACUGGCGCAUGAAUUCCCGCAGGCAGGUGGAUCGUGUUGGCUAUGUGAAAUAUGACCUCCUCAGGUGCUCAGAUUCUUCAGGCACUCGCUACUAAGAUGAACACACAGGGAUGAGCUGGAAAUCGUCUGUAAUGUGGUAGCACCUAUUUAUCUCCUCUGUGCAGGUGCCUGAGAGGAUGAGAUGCAGUAUUUGUGUAUAGCACCUGUUCUAUGAUGUGUGUGCUUUCUGGGAUGUGAAUAAUUGGCCAUCACUGAUGUUGGCUAAUUCUAAAACAUACAGCAUUGGCCUAAAAUAAGCCAAAGGCCCAAAGGAAAGCAAGGCAAAUUGCAUUCUUUGGCACCCUGCCCCCAGUCCGAUCAUCUGUGAACUGAUGGUGGUCUAAAGACCAAUAAACAUUUUAAAUAUUAUCAAAAGCUAUCUGGUUCAGAUUCCGGAUUUGCUAAAUAAUUGUAUUGCGUCUGACAGGUUCAGACUCUUAACAGUAUUGGAUUAUUUUGGUAUUUAUAGCAAUAUCUAAUAUUAUUUUUGUGUCCUAAAGCUUGUCUGUUUUGUAUAAUUCUGUGUAUUUCUAAAAAUGGCUUCAAAGCCAAUUACUUGCACUGGAAGACAAAGCAUGUCUCCUUCACUGAAAGUAUUUAUGAUUUGUUUUGUAUUAAAAAUUUUAACUUUCAAUGCAAUAAACAUUCCGUGAGAACUACA